UUUCCUUCUUCAACAUGGAAGUGUGUCUUAAUUUGUAUUAAUUGUUAUUCAAAAUUAUUAUAAUUAUAAUUAAUUCUUUAUUUGACUGAUAAAUCAUCAACAGGUGAUGGGUAAAAAUGCCCUCAAAAAAGGUGAACGUCCUGAUAAGACGUUUACGUUUAAAUCUUUCAAUGAUCACAUUGCUGGAAUUAAAAUCAAUCUGAUCCGCAAGGUUGACACUGCUGCAGGUCCUGAUGAUGAAUUUGAAUCCAAAUUUCAUGCCACCUUACAAAAGUUGGACGAUUUAAAUUGUACUGCAGAUUUUGCGUCUCUCAAGAAGCGUCUUGGUGGAACUUAUUCAUUUUUCAACAUCAUCCAAGUUCAUGAUCGUCGAGAUGAAUUGGCAAGUGUCCUUAUUGAUUCAUUAUCAGAUGAAGACAGUUUGGCAAACGACGCUACUCUUGAGCUUAUUGUUGCUCUGGCCACUGAUAUUGGUGAACUUUAUUAUCCACAUUUUGAGGCUACACUCAACGGGCUUCUUAAUAUUCUGGCUACUCAGGAUCCCAAAGUGAUUGAAAGUAUCUUCAUGACACUUGCUAGUCUCUUCAAGAUAUUGUCCAAACGUAUGACCCCUGACACCGACAAGAUCUUCACCAUGUUCAACCAGUUAUUUUCCAACAAGUGGCCUGAUUUUAUUCGCUCUUUCGCUGCUCAAAGUUUAACAUAUUUGAUUCGCAAAGUGUCUCGUAAAGAUGAAGUGAUCAAAUCGAUUCUUGAUCAUGUUGACAAAGAUUCAUCCAUAAUCACUGGCGUUUCUUAUUUACUUUUUGAGAUUGUCAAAGGAGUGGCAGGUCAUCUUCAUAGUUGCUCUGAUCAAUUUAUCAAGUCACUACUUGUCACAUAUUCAUCUAAUUAUGCAACAUCUAAAAAUGUCAAACAAUGUGUUGAUCUAUCGUUCAAAAUGAUUGCCGAUUAUGUUGACAAGGAGCGAUGUGAAGUCAUUUGGAGCAACCUGUUGACUGUGUGCGAAGAUUCAAUCCAAUCACCUCAAGCUUUCAAGCCAGUUUCAUCCAUCCUGCUAUUUUUUGUAUCUCAUAAAAGAGGAGAGCUUAUCAUUGAUUGUGAAGUGAUUGUCAAUUUCACGAUUGCCUCCCUUCAAGCGAUGUUCGAUGUUGAAGAUUGUUUAGAUGUUCUUCUUCGAUUAACAGCAACCAUUUUAAAUACGCUUUACUCUUCAAUCAAACCUGAAUCUCGUCGUAGUUUGAUAAAAACUACAUUCGAUUCCAACAUAACUGCUGCUCAAUUUGACACUUUUGCCGAAAGUCUCUUUCUCAAUCGAUUUUUCGAAGCUGAUAUUCUCCCUCUAUUGGAAAAAUCCUAUCAUCCAUUGAUUCAAAGUCCUUCAAUUGGAAGUGAUCAAUCAACCAGAAUGAAAGAUUUCAACAACACCAUUGAUCUUCUAUUCAAAUUGAUUUCCACCAAGAAACCACUGCCAAUUUUGGAAACUUUACCAACCUUCGCUUAUCCUCUGGAUCUAUCCAAAGUAACCACCGAGGAAGGUUGUAAGAAUCUUGUUUCCAAACUGUUGCGAGUUCUAAUUAAUCCGGAAGAUUGGCUGCUUGUUCGCAAAGUGGUCAACAUAUUACCUCAUUUGAUACCAUUAGAUCGUAACCUAGUCAUCUCUGGUUUGAUUAGCUUAAUUUACAAACUUAUGGCUAAGUUGAGUGAAGAUCAUAAAGCUAAUAAGAGUUUAAAAGAAUCAGAUGAUGAACUCUUCCAAACGAUCUUGAGUGAAUCGAUUUACGCAUUGAGUUUACUUCGUGCAUCUGAAUUGUUUACCGAAUUUAAAAAUGAUUUCUUUACUCUCCUUUUCGAGAGAUUUCCAGGAAAUCCGAUUAUUUUGCAAGGAUUUGUAUUCUUCUAUCAAUAUGCUCACUCUAUCGAUUCUAAAGAUGUUUUUAAUCGAGAGUUUUUCGAGAAUUUAUUUUUCAAUCAUCUUCAAGACAAUUUACGACAUCCACAAAGUCAAGUUCGCUUCUUGACUUUGAUCGCCAUCAACCUGUUUGAUCCACCAAUGAAUCCAAGUGAAUCUGGUCUACCUAAUCAAUCGAUCUUUUCUAUCUGUUUGGAAGCUGAAAUGAUUACUCUGAAUAUUCAAGAAUAUCGAGAAAAACUUCGUUUAAUCAACAUUCUUCAACAUGGUCUUGUUGAUAAAUCGCUUCCAUGUGAAGCUCUUUCUGGACAAAAAUACAAAUUUGUUCCAAUUCAUUAUUUACUUGGAACACUUUAUUACAACUUUCAACCACUUUGGCAACCAGUUCAAAAGAUCAUUCAAGAUUAUGGUCGUUUGUUUCAAUCACAAGAUCGAACAACAUUUUGGUCAAUCAUCUCUAAACAUUAUUCUGAUGUUCAAAGCUAUAUUAUAGCCGAUAAAAGUAUCGAAGCAUAUAGAUUUUGGCCUCGAUUGAAUCAAUCAAAUGAAGCUAAUCCAAGACCAGAUUUCUCUAAUCAUCGGAUUUUGAUUCUUCAAAUGCUCAAAGAAAUCGCUAGUGACAAACCAAGUGUCAUUGAAAGUCAAGGUGAAUCAAUCGUUAGGUGGUUUUUCAACUUUUUGACGAUAGAAGCAGAUUCAAAAGGAGUUGGUGAUUUUAAAAGAGAAGAAGAUAUUUCUCUUGCUGAAGAAUCAACUGAAAAACAAUCAGACACCAAGGAAGCUGAUGGUAACGAAGACGAAAUCGAUCAAGACGAUGUCGAAAUGACGGACGAAAAGCUUGAUGAUAAUGACGACAAACCAGAUGAAAAAAUGAAACAAAAAUUGAAAUCUGAUCUUAAAGUUACCAUGCAAACAAUGACUGCUUUUCUCGAGCUACUUGCCAAGUUUAAAAAUCCCAAAAAGAUUGACUCUAGUGGUAAAUUAAUGGACCUUUAUGAAUCCCUUUUGAAACAACCCAAUCCAGUCGUUCAAAAAGCUGCAUUCAAUUGUCUAUUGACUUUCAACGAUCAAAACAUUUUAAUUUAUCGUGAAAGUUUAUUCCGUUUACUUGAUGAUGACACUUUUAAAACAGAAAUCUUGUUAUUUGGAUCACAAGAAGUUGAUCCAGAUCAACAGCAUGUUAAAGCUGCACAUCGACCGAUUGUGAUUCCCUUUGUGAUGAGAAUCUUAUAUGGUAAAAUGUUAUCGAAAACAGGGUCAAAAACUGCGGGAAAGGCCAAUAUUGACACUCGACGAUCGAUUGUUUUCCGUUUCCUUGCCUCGUGCAAUAAAGAUGAAGUCAUGUUGUUCCUAAAAUUAGCUUUCGCUGAUUUCGUUCCAUUUUUCGAUAUGGAAUUGCCCGUAAUCACUGAUACUCUAAAAAACAUCGACAUUCACAAGUGCAUUCCUCUUAGAUACGUUCAAAGUGCCCUGAAAACAUUAGAAAUGAUGUUACUCCAUUUUGGAAACACUGUUGAUGAUAUACUUCCAAUUCUUUUCAAAAUUUUAAUUGUAAUUGCUGCAUUUACACGAAUUCUUCUUGACCAACGAUUACUUCUCAAUACCGGUGCUGUUAAUCGUUUGAAAUCGAUAAGAAUUGAUUGUUUCAAGUUGAUGGAAAAAUUUUUCAAAUCUUUCGAGUCUUACUCAUUCUCACCCAUAGAGAUUGAUGGUCUUUUCGAACUUUUUGAUCCAAUGAUCUUGAAUUUGUCCAAUGAAAGUUUAUUUUCACCGUCACCACUUUUACGAUUGCUACGAUGUUGGACUUGUGUCCCAAGAUAUUUUACUUUUGUGAAAACACAUAGUGACCAACCGGAAUCCACUCCCUUGUCUUGUUUAAUUGACCUUUACAGUGCACGAAAAGUCACAAGUAGCAUCAUUACUUACAUUUCAGCGAUGCUUGCAAAUCUCGCAUCAUAUGCUAAUCACCUACCAUCGAACUCUGCAAACACGGACGAAGCUCCAAUUCCAUUUUUAGAAGUAAACGGAAUUGCAGAUGAAUCUUACCUCGAAGUUUAUCAGACAAAGAGUGAUGACAUUAAUUUGGGAACAGUUAUGCUGGUUCCAUACAUUAGACAAAUUCUAUCGAGAAUUAAGAAUAAUCUUCUUCAUCGACUGAAAGCUAAAAAAAGAAGCCGAGAGAGCAUCAUACAAGAAAACGAAGCGACAAUUUUGUCUCAUCUCAGUGAACAAGUGAAGGAUGAAAACGAUUGUCUAACUAUGGCCAACCUGUUGAUUGACACCAUAAUUCAUAGUCGCAAUGAGGCCGAAGAUACUACAAUCAAAACAUUUGAAUCAAUCAAUAAUUUAGUGGAAAAAGUUGAUACAAAUAUCAAAACAUUCAUCAAAAAGCUGUGCCCUCUUUUCGAGACUGUAAAAGAGCGUAACUCUCGUUUGGGACUUUGUAAAAUACUCAAAACAAUCGCACAGAAAGUAUCAAGUUUCCAGGAGUUUGUUGAUAUAAUCGUGAUGAUCAAUGCUUAUAAUCCUCGAAUCCCCGAUGAGCCUGAUUACACUGUUCGUGAAGAAGGAUUUUCAAAGGCUCGUAAAUUGUUCCAAGAGAUGAACUCAACAACAGUUCCUGUUAAUCUGUUGAAGGUUUUCAUUCACAACUGUGUUUUCUUCAUCUCAUCAUCCGAGGAAUUGGGUCUUCGUGAAGCUUCAUCAAGUUGUUUAACUUUAAUCAUCAAAAAGAUCAGCGAAAGUAAUAAUCUCGAUCUAUACAAUAAAAUCGUUCGAUCUUUAAUUUUCAGAGUUCAUGUUAGGAAUGGAAUGAGAGAAUCCGAUGAAAGAUCUCGUCACGAGUGGAUCACCAUUUUAUCUGAUCUUAUAAAGUUUGGGAAAGAAAAGGAUCAAUCAUUGAAUCAACUAUCUCUACUUAGCCAUGAUGAUAUCGAUCAAGAUUUUUGGACCAACAUCGUCCACAUACAAAUGCACCGUAGAGUUCGAGCUCUGGCAAAACUUUGUAAUAAUCAUGAGCUUUUGUCUCAACUCUCACCGCAAAUCCUUCAUGAUUAUCUUUUGCCGAUCGCCACCGUUUUCAUAUCAGACAUGAAAGCAACUAAAUAUGGUGCAGCCUCAGCUUAUGCUGUUGAUCUGAUUGGUUCGAUUUGUCGAUAUUUACCUUGGUCAUUGUACCAACAGUUACUGCGUGUUUACCUUCAACGAAUCAUCACCGACUCUGAGAAUCAUAAAUCAAAUGUCCGAAUUUUAUGUUCCAUCUUGACCAAUUUCAAUUACGAUCUCAGUGAAUCAACUACGUUCAUCAAAAGCAGGGAAGAAAACGUGCCAGAAGCAGUUGCUCUUCGAGAUUCAGAAAAUAUUGAGAUUCCUAAGCAGAAAUUACCACCUGAAGUUGCCACUCGAGUUCAAGACACGAUUGUCGGUGAUAUUGUGCAAAAGCUACAAGAAGUACUCUACAAGUUAUCCUACACCGAUUAUGAGUACGAUAAUAUACGAUCUGAAUUCAAUCAUGACGACGAAAUACAAAGAAUGCCAAUAGCUUUAGCAAUCGUCAAGCUACUUGAUGCUGUUCCAAUCGCCGAAUCAACAUUUGAGAAUCAAGUUAAAAAUGUUUUCAUUCGAAUGUCCAACUUUUUAAAAUCACGAAUGGAAAGUAUUCGUGAAUCAUCAAGGAAAAUUUUAUGUAAAAUAAUGGGAAUUCUUGGUGCUCGUUACCUGCCACUUUUGCUCAGCGAAAUGAAAACCAUUCUCAAUAAAGGUUUUCGUUUCCACGUGUUAACCUUUACAAUUUACAUCAUCUUGGAAUCAAUUUCGACCACCUUGCGCCCUGGUGAUCUUGAUGCUUCCGCUCCAUUGUUGAUCGAAAUUUUCCACAAAGAACUAUUCACCGAUGUUGCCGAGGAAAAGUCAGUUGGUAAAAUAACUGCAAAGUGCAAAGAGGCCAAAAAGAUCAAAAGUUAUGCGGCUUAUCGGAUUCUUGGUAAAUUUGUCUCAUCGAAACAUUUGGUUAAGAACAUGUUGCCCAUGAAAAAAAUUCUGGACGAAGCUUUGUCUGUGAAAGUUAUCAACAAAGUUACUAUUUGCAUGGAGAAAUUUUUCCUUGGAUUAACAGAAAACACUGGAAUACCUGAGGAAUCAUUGAUUAAAUUUAUAUUGGAUGUUCUGGAAGACAAGAUUCCACAAUUAAAGAUUCGACCGGCUAAGUUGACCAAAAAAGACGAAAUCAGCAAAACGGAUUCCCUCUUAUUGGUGCCCGAAUACAAACAGAAAAAAUCAACUAAAAUUAAUCCACUUUCAAAUGUUCACGUUUUAUUUGAAUAUUGUUUACGAUUGUUAUUGUCGUUGUUUAAAAGAAAUCGCCUAAGGCCCGAAACCAAAGCAGCCGAACAACUUGGUAAAUUUGUUCCCAUUCUUAUCGAUUCACUUUUCUCGAAACACGUUAAACUCACCUCAACAUCGCUUCGGUGCCUGAUGCAAUAUGUUCGUGCUUUUCCUGAUCUUCCCGCAUUUGCUGCGUCAAUCGAACGGAUAAAAACUAACGUUCUAACACUUUUAGACGAAUUUGUAGCUCAAGGAACCAAUUCAAAGGAAAACGUUGAAUUAGUAACAAUGUGCUUCAAGACAAUUUCAUCAUUUGUAAGAUCAAUUGAUUCUGUUAAAUUGAAACCUGAUCAGCUGAAAGUUUUACUGUUCUAUGUGGAAAAAGAUAUGGUUGAUCGGACAAGACAAUCAACAGCCUUCUCUUUACUUAAAUCAAUCCUUUCCAAGAAAAUGGAAUCACCAGAAAUCAAGAGUAUUCUUCAAAAGUUAACUUUCAUCAUGUUGGAAUCUGACGAUGAUCAUGUUCGAGAUGAGUGUCGACUUGUUUGGUUAAAGUAUUUGCUCAACUAUUCGCUUGGUGGUGAAAAUUUCACCAAUUAUGUUACUUUCUUCACUCGUCAACUUGAAUAUCCUCGAGAAAUCGGAAGAUCCUCCAUCCUUAAGUUACUUUUCUCACUCAUCAAAUACCAAGACAACUCUCAGGUUUCGGACAAUGCGGCCUCAUUUUAUAUUCCAAUAUCAGUGCGAUUGAUCAACGAUGAUUCCUACAAGUGUCGAGAAUUGGCUGCCUCAGUGCUCGAAAAAUUACUAAACAAAAUAUCCAGAAGAGCUCGAGAUAUUUUAUUGAAAAAUAUCACUUUACCUUGGUUCCAAGCAAACAAUCAAUUACAUCGACGUCUUGCCGCUCAAUUGUUUGGAAUAUUUGUUUCAUGCGAAAAAUCCGAUUUCCGUUCUCGUUUACCUGAGAUUUUACCACUUCUUGUACAACAACUUGAUCCAACUCGAUUCCCUGUUGAUGUAGAAGACGAAGAUUCUAAACGUAACAAUGAUCACCAAUUGUUUCAACUGUUGUCUUUCUAUCAGAAAAUUUUGUUACACGAUCCUGAGAUUAUGUCUGAUCCCAAAUUCAUCGGCCAUUUAAAUUCAAUAGCUCUUUGUAUUGAAAACAAUUAUUUAACUUAUCCUCAUAUUUGGGUCAGAAUUUUAUCUGUGAAAAUUAUCGCCUGUAUUUUCAGUAAUUUCUCAGUCACUCAAGUUGCCGAUCAUUUAAUCAACGGGAAAACAAAUUCUUUCUACCUCUUCAAUAAUUUACCUCUUCGUCUCUGGAAUCUAUGUAGGAAACAUUGCUUCUUGUUCAGCAUAAUCUACGAAUCGAGUGAAAUUGGGGACCUGUUGAUUAAAAAUUUACACUACAUUUCUAGAGUAUUAUUGAAAUUACCAAAAGAUUUCAAGAUAACUCCAGUUGAGGAACUUCAAAAUGGAAAUUCAAUUGUCAUCGAUGAAAAUGAACCAAAGAAGAAAAAGUCAAAAAAGUCAAUCGUCAAAUCACCAGUCAAGGUUGAAACUAAAGUUGUUGAUGAAAAUUAUCUCAGUAAAUUGAACAUCAACUGGUUAACAAAUCGUUUAAUCAGGGAAAUCAAACGAGAGGUUAAAAAAUCACCUCAUGAACUUCAAGCUCGAAUUUCAAUCUUCAAGUGGAUCGCUGCCAUAGUGGUUGAAGCCGAUACUCCGAUCAUCCAGAGUAAUUGUCGUAAUUUAUUGAUUCCUUUAGCUCGAGAAAUCACCAAUCGUAAUUUAAAAGAGGCUGGACGGUAUGAGGAAGAUCAUCCGAAACAAAUUCUGGUCAAUUCAUGUUUAGCUCUUUACGAAGUGAUCAGAAACAAAGUCGGAAGUGAAGUUUUCAGUAAAACUUAUGCCGAAGUUGUUACUUUGCACAAUCGUAAAAAGACUGAACGUAAAGCGACACAAGCAGUUCAAUUCUUGAUUAAUCCUGUGUUGGCGAUGAAGAAAAAAGCAAAGAAACACUUAUCAUGGAAAGAGAACAGGAAAAGGAAACGAGAUUUCAGAAGAGGAAAAAUCAAUCGUGUAAUCAAAAGACCCAAGUUAAAUUAAUUUAAUUUCAUUGAAAAAAAAAUCCAAUUGAUAAAAUGAAAAAAUUGUUCACAUUAAAGUUCAAUAUUGUAUUGUAAA
Messenger RNA from Panonychus citri (citrus red mite), 8425 nucleotides. Its product is annotated as small subunit processome component 20 homolog. The record is from RefSeq and is a predicted model, not a curated record. Gene Ontology annotation, cellular component: nucleolus; 90S preribosome; small-subunit processome. Lineage: Eukaryota; Metazoa; Arthropoda; Arachnida; Trombidiformes; Tetranychidae.